AUGGCUAGCUAUGUCAGCGGCAAUACGACUGGAGAGUACCCGAUCUACCUGAACAGACCAUGGAUGAACCAUUCGAAAAACACGUUGUCAGCUUGGACCAUCACUGUCACGGCAGAACGCGGUGCCAUCCUCAUCGCAGUGCUUGCACUCCUGGUAAGGGUGGCGGGCGAGUCGCUGUGGACUAUCAUAGCAUGUGCUUUGCAUCAGUAUCGCGCUCGGAGCGGGCCCGAAACGGCCGUCUUUCGCCAGUUACAAGUCAUCCUUCGAAAUGCUGGCAGUUCCGUUGCAAGCGUGCUUGAGAUCGUCAAUACGGGCUGGGCAUCUCGAAAGAAUUCCCCACAGGCAUUCUCGAAAGCAGUAGUGCUCGCGCUGUUUCCGCUCUCCGUUGUUCUCUCGUUCACUGCGGCCGGUAUCCUGGUUGCGAAGGUUGCCGUGCCAGCAUACCAGAGCAAUCAAGUGCUGCUCAAACCAACUGCCUGCGGCCUGACCGCUUACACCGCACCCGGCACCUUCUUCCGUCACCAAAGCAAACCUUCAGAUGAUAUCCGCCAAAGUCGAGCAUACGUCGAUCGGUGCUUUGGCAGACCCAAUGGGACCUCGGGCUGCUCGCAACUCCCAAUACAGCAGCUGCCGUACGAAGCUGACACAUCCGCGAGCUGCCCAUUCGCCGGACUGUGCACCCUAGGUGACAACGGUGCAAUGCGCAUGGACACGGGACUGCUGGACUCGCACGUCCACCUGGGGGUCAAUGCGAAGGAGGAAGACCGCGUUGGGUUUCAAAUCGUGUCGACUUGCUCUGUUCUUGCAGAUUUUGAUUUUCAGGAACUUGUUCGAAAUCCAUACGACGAAUUGCCCGCCAUUCAAGCUGUCAUACGCGCAAAUUUGGGCAGUGUGGGAUCGCAGAACUUCACUUGGGAAUACAAUAUCGUGCAGGCUACGCAGUCCAUUGCGUACACGAUACAUCCUUUCUGGCACAAUGCCGGCAGUAAAAUCACCUGGCAACCAAUCGAUGAGCUCAAAUUCGAUGAUGCAGAUACUACAGUUGCGUUUCUCGCCGCCAACAAGGUCUUAUACACCGAGCCCGUCUUCGAUCCCAUGUUUUCAGCCAAUGGUACAUACCCAAUCAAGGGCACAUUGGACAAUCAAACCUACUUGGAGCCAGAUCACUACUUCACGACUGUCGCUUGUACAGAUCAGCUCCGACUUUGCAACUCAGCAACCGGCAAAUGCUCCCCACUGGACGGCAUGACCACGAUUCGCUUCGACCCGCUCGAGCUAAAUGAUAAGCAGAUUGCAACUGUAGAAAGGAUCAUCUACGCUCGUUGGGCCUCGCAUAUCUACACAGUCAUCUACCCGCAAGGUCCGUCGGCAGUCUCCGCAUACGAUCAGAUAUACGAGAGAUACUCCGGCCCUCUACCCGACAAUCAGUGGCAGAAAGAAGUCGAAGGAUGGUAUCAGACCGCGCUCGCAAACUUGCAAUUCCGAAUCGCAGAAAUGCCAAAUCAUAAAUGGGGCGAGAUGGACAAGGAUUCGCCUUUCUACACACCAGUCGGGUCGCUCAACUACACUGGCGCCCAAGCAAUGAAAGAUCUAUGUCACCAACAACUCAUGCGAAGUACGGCGCAAUACCAGUCGUUCUCGAUGGCAGGCCUGCUCAUCGUCAUUAUCGUCAGCUGCAUCAUCAUACUUACAUCCUGGGUCAUCGACACGUGCGUCGGCAUUCAGAAGAAUCGUCGACCCGGUGGUGACAAGAGACACAAACGUCUCGCAUGGAUCGCGGACGGCAAGCUUCAGCUCCUUCGUAUGGCUCUGCACAAUGGUGGUCACGCAGAGUGGUCAAAUGAGGAUAAGGUGACGCCAAUUGGGUCUCCCGCUGAUCAGAAGAAUAUUGCACCCGUUGUGGAACGUGUUGAUGCUUCUGGCGAGACACGUAUUCACUAUGAUGCUGAUACUUAUGGCCAUGGGGCUGUUCGGUAUACUGCGUACUCGCCACCCAAAGUCGAGCAAGACGAGGCUGCCUACAGGAGAGGGCAAGCAGGCAUGGAAGAGACAGCACGACUGGAAACGAUGCACGAUACUCAGUACUAUCGUAAUCAGUCUGCAACAGGAGGCCAUGAAGGGCUGGUAGAGAGUGCUGCUCCGUUGUUACCGCCACGAAAGCCAGUACCACGGAUGUGA
Messenger RNA from Cercospora beticola, 2178 nucleotides. RefSeq lists its product as uncharacterized. The record is from RefSeq and is a predicted model, not a curated record. NCBI's taxonomy places the organism in Eukaryota, Fungi, Ascomycota, Dothideomycetes, Mycosphaerellales, Mycosphaerellaceae.